Penicillium alfredii is the source of this 1089-nucleotide messenger RNA. RefSeq lists its product as uncharacterized. The transcript is spliced from 4 exons. The record is from RefSeq and is a predicted model, not a curated record. Bases 1 to 1089 code for a protein of 362 amino acids. Lineage: Eukaryota; Fungi; Ascomycota; Eurotiomycetes; Eurotiales; Aspergillaceae.
AUGGCGGCUCCAUCCUCGACAUUGCCACUCGGUUUCAAACCCCCGCUGACAGUCAACAACGAUGUAAACCACAAUGGACUCAUCGCCGUGAUUACCUCCUUUUCGCUAUUUCUAGUUCUUGGUUCACUAGGCAUCCGCGUAUAUUCUGCAUACAAUAGAAAGGCUCGACAAAUGGAUGACCCGACCUUCACGGCGACAGUGAACCAGGUGAUCGCAUUGGCUCAGAUGACCACCGUUUUCGUUCAAAUCCAUUUUGGUUGGGGGAAGACAACGUCGUUGAUUGCCGACCAAGAUCUCAUCCCUAUGAAAAAGGUCAGCAACUUGAUUCUCCGUGUAAAUCAAGGGAUCUCUAUUGACCUACUGUCAUUUCAGGCAGGAUACAGCGCAGAUAUUCUGUAUGUCACAAUCCUACCGCUGUCAAAAAUAUCAACCUUGGUCUUUUACCGCGUCAUCACCAUGCGGAGCUUGCAAUGGAUGGCCUUCACGGUUCUUGCUUUGGUAACCCUGUGGACACCGGUGGGGGUUAUAUUGCUGGCGAUUCGUUGUAACGGGGAUCCAUGGGGCGAUAUUACUUCGAGAAGGUGUCCGGCACUGUUCCCCCGGUGGCAGGCAAUCACGGCCAUUGAUAUUGUUCUCGAGGUUAUGCUCGUGCUCUACCCCGUGCGAGUGAUUUCACGACUACAAACCAGUCUCAACAAGAAGACUAUUGUGCUUGUCAUCCUGAGCUGCCGUGUGCAAAUCAACUCAACAACCCCAUCUCUUGAAGGCAGCAUUGCGACGAUCAUGGCAGAGUUGCACAUCGCCCUGAGUGUGCUCGUUCUGACCGCACCCCUGAUGAAGCCGUUUCUCGCCGCGUACGUUGAUGAAGAUGGAUUGGCCUAUACUGACGAUUCUUUAAAAACGAGAAGCCCGGCCAGCUCCCGCUCUCGAAGACUGAAAAUUCUUCGACUAUCAACAACACGCGAUUCUGAAACCCUAAACCCCGAUGAUACCAUACAUGCGACUGUCGGGUCGGGAAACAUCUUGAAGAGUGUGCAAAUCUCAGUGGACCGCGAAGCAGUGGAGCUACCAGAUCGGAAUGCUUCAUGA